Molecule: messenger RNA, 2000 nt
Organism: Alosa sapidissima (American shad)
Lineage: Eukaryota; Metazoa; Chordata; Actinopteri; Clupeiformes; Clupeidae
Gene: atg3
Product: autophagy related 3
Exons: 12
Coding region: 271-1227 (318 amino acids)
Biological process (GO): autophagy of mitochondrion; autophagosome assembly; nucleophagy
Cellular component (GO): cytoplasmic ubiquitin ligase complex; cytosol
Molecular function (GO): Atg8-family ligase activity
Source: RefSeq, a predicted model, not a curated record
UCGCUCGCAGACAGAAGUACUUCGUAAUGGCUUAUAGGCUACGUUGUUAGGUACAUGCCGACUAGUGAGACAGAAACCACAAUAUUUGUAUUUUAAAAACGCUUAAAAGAGGGACUCAGUUCUUGCUAUACGGAAGUACUUGUCAGAUGACAGGUCAUGUGAUCAGAUGGUGACAAAGUCAGUGUACUCUGGCGAAACAUCUGAAAGAGCUUAAUGAUUUCUGUGGGAAGAGAUUAAGGCAUAUUUUGUAAAAAAAAGUUUGCAGGCAACAUGCAGAAUGUAAUCAAUUCCGUGAAAGGAACUGCACUGGGAGUGGCUGAGUUUCUAACACCCGUGCUUAAGGAAUCGAAAUUUAAAGAAACUGGCGUCAUUACUCCGGAGGAGUUUGUGGCUGCAGGUGAUCACUUGGUACACCACUGCCCUACAUGGAAAUGGGCAUCAGGAGAGGAAGCAAAAGUAAAGCCCUACUUGCCACAGGACAAGCAGUUUUUAUUAACUCGCAAUGUGCCAUGCUAUAAGCGUUGCAAGCAGAUGGAGUACUCUGAUGAGUUGGAGGCUAUUAUAGAGGAGGAUGACGGUGAUGGAGGAUGGGUCGACACCUACCACAACUCGGGCGUGACCGGAGUAAUGGAAGCUGUUCGAGAAAUCUCGCUUGAUAAUAAAGAUAGCAUGAACAGGAAUGUGAAUGUGGGUGCUUGUGGCAAUGAUGGCGAAGACGAGGAGGAUGAGGAGGAAGGUGAAGCCGCAGACAUGGAAGAAUAUGAAGAGAGUGGGCUACUAGAAAACGAUGAGGCUACUCUCGACACUAGGAAAUUGGUAGAUGCCACCAAAUCAAAAAUGGAGGCAGGUGGCGAAGAUGCCAUUUUGCAAACCCGGACUUAUGACCUCUACAUCACAUACGACAAAUAUUACCAAACCCCAAGAUUGUGGCUAUUUGGAUAUGACGAGGACCGACAGCCACUCACAGUGGACCAGAUGUAUGAGGACAUUAGUCAGGACCAUGUGAAGAAAACAGUCACUAUCGAGAACCACCCUCAUCUCCCACCUCCAGCCAUGUGCUCCGUGCACCCCUGCAGACAUGCGGAAGUGAUGAAAAAAAUCAUUGAAACAGUUGCAGAAGGAGGAGGAGAGCUGGGAGUUCACAUGUAUCUUUUGAUCUUCCUGAAAUUCGUCCAAGCUGUCAUUCCCACCAUAGAGUAUGACUACACAAGACACUUCACCAUGUAAAUCCAAAUUGUGCUUCGCAUACUCUGAAUAAUUCGGGUGUGUUCUUCUGGCCAGCUAACCAUAGCUACAGACGGAACUGGAAUGAAAGAUGUUUUAAAAACGGAAUGGAAGAUGUUCCUCUGCAUCUUUGCAUGUGCAGUGUGAAUCUGAAGUGCUGAUUGAUGAUUUGCUGCUCAUUUACUAAAAACAUCUGUACCAACAGUAAAUGCACUCUGUGGUGGCCCAUCUUGCCGUGUACUCCUCUGUAAUAUCUGUAUGUAAGCUAUGUUUGCAAAUGCCUUGCUCUGCUCUAAACAAAUGUUGACACUAAAAUGGUCAUGUAUCUGUCAAAACGCCAUUCUGAUAUUUUUAAAAAAUAAACUGAAUAAAUCUUGUUGGACUUCAAAAAUCCAUAUUUAAUGUACCUGAAAACUGUCAUUUGUUUUUUUUUCCUCAUGAGGUUGUCAUCAUGUGACCUCCUCAUAGUUGGCUAUUUUUACCAACCGAUGCCCAAAGAUUAGUUAAUACAGUGGCAGUACAGUGUUGGCAUACAUAUAUGACCUGUUUCGGAUAGCUUCCUGCAAAGAGAUCUUGUGGCAGAUUCCAGCAACAACCACACACUUUUUUUUUGUUGCAUUUUUAUGUUUACCCCAUUUCUUUCAUCUGCUGUGGCAGCCUGUUUGUCAUGUUAAACCUUUUAGAUCAAGUGAAAUGAGUCCCUGUUUGUCUCCCAUAAGAGCUCAUUUUGAAAUAAUGUUUGUUUAUUAAUAAAACAAGAUAAAUAUGCAAGAAGA